AUGAAUCCUAAGAAUCCCAACAAGCCUGCUCCUAUAAUCACUCCAAAGCCAAUGCCUGCCUUUUGUCCGCCACUCAGUCCUUUUGAAUCUGCACCACCCUUUUCAUUCAAUGCUUCGUUCGUGGUCGGCGCCGGUGGCGGAGAUGAAUUUACAUCAGGCGAAGGUGCGGGUGGCGGUGGUGGAGUCUCAGUGGUAUUUGAUGGUGGCGGUGGCGGAGGCGGACUGCCAGCUGUGUUGGAUGGCGGUGGCGGAGGUGGACUGCCGGUUGUGUUGGAUGGCGGCGGCGGAGGUGGACUGCCAGUUGUGUUGGAUGGCGCUGGCGGAGGUGGACUGCCAGUUGUGUUGGAUGGCGGCGGCGGCGGCGGUGCACCAUCAGUUGUAUUCAAUGGCGGUGGUGGAGGAGGAGGAGAUGCAUCUUGA
Molecule: messenger RNA, 420 nt
Organism: Cucurbita maxima (winter squash)
Lineage: Eukaryota; Viridiplantae; Streptophyta; Magnoliopsida; Cucurbitales; Cucurbitaceae
Product: glycine-rich cell wall structural protein 1.0-like
Exons: 1
Coding region: 1-420 (139 amino acids)
Source: RefSeq, a predicted model, not a curated record